UGGUUCCAUAUCUGUGCCACACACAAAUAAUACGUGAUAAUUGUAUUUUUGACCGUUUAAAUAUACGUAAAUAACACCUGUAAGCUUGCCAGUCAAGUACCCAGGUGCCACAGGAAGUGAUAUCACAGUAGUAACAAGUGUCUUAGAAACGGUUGCUAGGAACUGGAUUGUGCUCCAACAAGAAGUGUGAGCACGUAACAAAGCUAGCCUGUGCUAGCCAGCUAGCACUUCACAAAUGUUAAUAGUUUGUUAUCAGUAGUAAAAAGUUUAAUUGUCGCCAAUAUGCAGACGAAAAAGGAGGUCAGAGACAGCACUUACACCUUUGCCAGCCGGCCUAGAGCUCUACAAAACCGAAGCAAGUACAGGGAACCCGCGGCUGAACCAAAUGAUGACGGUGGAAUUCCUGUGAAUAUCAUGUAUGACCGGCGUGUUGUCCGAGGCAACACGUAUGCGCAGAACAUCCUGCCCCUGACGGCUCAGACGGACCCGGUGGAGCUGCAGAAGCAGCAGGAGGCUCGCAGGAAGGCGAUCGCUCGCCGCAGGGCCAAGGCGCAGUUCCGCUCCCGCACACCGGAGGCAGUGGAGGGCCGGCAGCACAUGGACGUUCAGACAGAACUGUACCUGGAGGAGCUGAGUGACCGGGUGGAAGAGUCCAACGUGGAAUGCCAGACCGACGCAUUCCUGGACAAGCCGCCCAGCCCCCUGUUCAUCCCGGCCAAGACCGGGAGAGACGUGGCCACGCAGAUCGAGGAGGGAGAGCUGUUUGACUUUGACCUGGAGGUGCGUCCCCUGCUGGAGACGCUGGUGGGGAAGACGGUGGAGCAGUCCCUGCUGGAGGUGAUGGAGGAAGAGGAGCUGGCCAGCCUGAGGAAGCAGCAGCGUGCCUACGAGGAGCUGCACGCCCUGGAGCUGGUGGAGGUGCAGAGGCUGGAGGAGCGGGAGCGGCGCCACCGCCAGGAGAAGGAGCGUCGGCUGAGGCAGCAGAGGGAGGUUCUGCAGAAGGAGAGAGAGACGGUGGAGAAGAUGGCGGCCCGUGCGUUCGCUCAGCAGUACCUGGUGGACCUGCUCCCGUCCGUCUACACCACGCUGAGGGAUCAUGGGUACUUCUACGACCCCGUGGAGAGAGACGUGGAGACGGGCUUCCUUCCCUGGGUGAUGACACAGGUCACCGGGAACUUGGAGAAGCGGGGCGUGGCCAGAGCUGUGAUGGACAUGCUCAUACGCCAUGUCACGCAGCGCAAGUCUCAGUUCUACCAGCAGAUGGCGGCAGAGUCCUCCGAGCCCAGCUGAGCGAGCCUACCGAUCCCCCAGCCUCCUGUUUAAUAAACACGUUUAUAGCUGA
Messenger RNA from Conger conger (European conger), 1342 nucleotides. RefSeq names its product radial spoke head 3 (gene rsph3). The coding region runs from base 283 to 1290 and encodes 335 amino acids. The transcript is spliced from 8 exons. The record is from RefSeq and is a predicted model, not a curated record. Gene Ontology annotation, cellular component: cilium. Lineage: Eukaryota; Metazoa; Chordata; Actinopteri; Anguilliformes; Congridae.